CAGAAGCCUUUGAAAAUGUCGGUUGCAGGUUAAAAGUGAGAAGGAAUUUGUCUCCAGGAAGCUCAAACACGGCACACCAGUUUUGUUGUCUCUGUCUAGAUAUUUAAGAAGUGGAGCAAGGGAUCCAAUUGACCACCCUUCCUGCUCAGACUGUGGGGAGGGAUUCACUCGGUCAUUUGACCAACUGACACACCUGGAAUUUACACAGGAGAAAGGCCUUUCACCUGCUCAGACAGUGGGAAUGGAUUCCCUCUGUCAUCACAAUUGAAGGUACAUCAGCAAAUUCACACUGGACAAGGCCAUUCACCUGUUCUGUGUGUGAGAAGGGGUUCAGUUGGUCAUCCUACCUGUGGACACACCAGUCAGUUCACACUGGGCAGAGGCUGGUCAUCUGCUGAAUUUCUGGGAAAGGAUUCACUCAGUCAUCUGACCUAAUGGCUCACCAGCGGGUUCACACUGGGGAGAAGCCAUUCACCUGCUCAGAGUGUGGGAAAGGAUUUACACAGUCAUCUACCCUACUGGUACAUCAGCGAGUUCACACUGGGGAGAAGCCAUUCUCCUGCUCAGAAUGUGGGAAGGGAUUCACUCAGUUAUAUCACCUACAGAGUCACCAGCAAGUUCACACCAGGGAGAAAGCGUUCACCUGCUCAGAAUGUGGGAAGAGAUUCACUCACUCAUCCACCCUACAGAGACACCAGCAAGUUCACACUGGGGUGAAGCCAUUCACCUGCUCAGUCUGUGGGAAAGGAUUCACUCAGUCAUCUACCUUACUGGUACAUCAGCAAGUUCACACUGGGGAGAAGCCUUUCACCUGCUCAGUCUGUGGGAAGAGAUUCACUAAUUUAUCCAGCCUACAGAGACAUCAGCGAGUUCACACUGGGGAGAAGCCAUUCACCUGCUCAGUCUGUGGGAAGAGAUUCACUAAUUUAUCCAGCCUACAGAAACAUCAGCGAGUUCACACUGGGGAGAGGCCGUUUACCUGCUCAGAAUGUGGGAAGAAAUACGCUGACUCUUCCACCCUACAGAGUCAUCAGCGAGUUCACACUGGGGAGAGGCCAUUCACCUGCUCAGUCUGUGGGAAAGGAUUCACUUGGUCAUCUGAUUUACGGAGUCAUCAGCGAGUUCACACUGGGGAGAAGCCGUUCACUUGCUCAGUCUGUGGGAAGAGAUUCACUCAUUCAUCUCACCUACAGAGUCAUCAGCGACUUCACACUGGGGAGAGGCCGUUCAUCUGCUCAGUCUGUGGGAAGGGAUUCACUCGGUUAGCUAACCUACAGAGACACCAGCGAGUUUACACUGGGGAGAAGCCGUUCACUUGCUCAGUCUGUGGGAAGAGAUUCACUCAUAAAUCCCACCUACAGAAUCACCUGCGAGUUCACACUGGGGAGAGGCCUUUCACCUGCUCAGAAUGUGGGAAGGGAUUCACUCAGUUAUCUCACCUACAGAGUCACCAGCAAGUUCACACCGGGGAGAAAGCGUUCACCUGUUCAGAAUGUGGGAAGAGAUUCACUCGCUCAUCCACCCUACAGAGAUACCAGCGAGUUCACACUGGAGAGAAGCCAUUCACCUGCUCAGUCUGUGGGAAAGGAUUCACUGAAUCAUCUACCCUACUGGUACAUCAGCGAGUUCACACUGGGGAGAAGCCGUUCACCUGCUCAGUCUGUGGGAAGGGAUUCACUCAGUCAUCUACCCUACAGAGACACCAGCUAGUUCACACUAGGGAGAGGCCAUUCACCUGCUGAGAAUGUGGGAAAGGAUUCACUCAGUCAUCCCACCUACUGGCACACCUGUCAGUUCACAAUGGCGAGUGGCAAUUGUUAUGAAUUCCUAGGUUUUUUUGCUGUGGAAUGUCAUUUUAAGAGAGAGAGAGAUUAAGAAGGCAAAUGUGUCUGACUUGCAGCUUGUUUACAUCGCUCGCAGCUUGUUUAGUUUUAACCGAGGACACAGACACUCAGAGUCAGACGGAGACGAAGGAAGGAAAAUGGAAGAAUCGAAACCAGGGAACUAGUGGCCAAGGGUGACUGUUUGGAACUUUCCUUUGACCACAAGGGUGGGCUAAUUAUUGAUUCACCGUACAUCAAAAUUGUGGUUGUCACCUCAUUUGAUCCAUAGAAGUGGAUCUGAUUUGGGGUAUCCUGUGGAGACCACUUAAGUGUUAACCAUUGCCUGGCUGUGGUGUGGUAAUUCACUAAGACAAUACCAAUUAUGACAAGUCACUUCGGGUGAUAAUUAGUAUGUGGAUUUGGAAGGAUGACAGAUAAAAUCUACAGUGACUGUUGGUCUCGUUUUACCACCAUGGAACCUGUGGAAUACGACAUAAUUGCCUUCUCUCAACAUUUAUCCUGGAUUACAAAUAUCUCUCUCAUCACCUAUUCUGUGGUUGAACUGAACUUUCAUACUUUCCCAUCUCAAGACUCCAUGCCUUGUUUCGCCCGAGCUCAAUAGUUUGGGAGUUGUAUUUAUACACAUUUAUACACAUAACACUCAAGAGGAAAUCUGCAGAUGCUGGAAAUUCAAACAACACACACAACAUGCUGGUGGAACACAGCAGGCCAGGCAGUAUCAAUGAGGAGAAGAACUGUCAACGUUUCAGGCUGAGACCCUUCGUCAGGACUAACUGAAAAUAAAAAUACUAAGAGAUUUGAAAGUAGUGGGGGGAGGGUGAAAUGCGAAAUGAUAGGAGAAGACUGGAGGUGGUGGGAUGAAGCUAUUAUCUGGAAAGGUGAUCGGCGAAAGAGAUACAGAGCUGGAGAUGGGAAAGGAUCAUUGGACAGGAGGCUUCAGGAGAAAGAAAGGUGGGGGGGGGGGGAAGCACCAGAGAGACAUGGAAAACAGGCAAACAAUUAAAUAUGUCAGUGAUGGGGUAAGAAGAGGAAGAGGGGCAUUAACGGAAGCUAGAGAAGUCAAUGUUCAUCCCAUCAGUUUGGAGGCUACCCAGCCAGUAUAUAAGGUGUUAUCACUCCAAACUUAGUUUGGAUUAAUUUUGACAGUAGAGGAGGCCAUGGAUAGACAUAUCAGAAUGGGAAUGGGAUAUGGAAUUAAAAUGUGUGGCCACUGGGAGUAGUCUGUUGCUGCUGGUUCGUUUCUAAAGCGUUAUGAUUUGUAACAAAAUGGGGCCUGCGUCUGGGAUAUGAACAAAUUUAAGGAUUGAUUUAAUAUCGAUUUCAUUCGGGAAAUCCCUUUUGAUUUACUUGUGUGUGGAAAAUCAGCAGCAAUGGAUGUUGAUAGAUAUCUGGAAGUGUGAACCUCUCAGGCAUUAGAGGACAGCAGAAGGAUUGAGUUGUUGCAUAUUGCUAAAACGUUAAUACUUGCUAAGGUGAAAUUGACAAUGAGGAGGGCACAGAUGCAGAGGGUAACAGCUGAACAUUAUGUAUCUGAGGUGUGUUUAAAGUGGAGGAGUUGGAGUUUCCUGAAAGUAAACAUAGUGAGCUUGAGCUCCAGGACAAGUUAGAAAAAUAGAAGAUGGAGACUCCGGAAAGGCAAAGGCUGUUUCAGGCUGGAGAGGCAGAAAAGCAGAAAGAAGAUUCUCUUACAAAGUCUAAUUAAGGGAAAGGCCUAGCAAGCCUAUUCUGCUUUGACAGUUGCUGAAGCAGCUUAUUAUUUACUUAUUUAUGCUGACCCAAUCAUCGCCACUGGGCUAUAAAUGUGCCGGAGCCGUGUGUGGUUCAGUGCUUUGCUCAAGGACACACACGCUGCCUCGGCUGAGGCUCGAACUCAUGACUUUCAGAUCUCUAGUUCACCACCUUAACCACAUGGUCACGCACCACACAUUAUGACAUAGUGAAACAGGCUGUGCUCAAAGCUUAUGAGUUGGUCCCAGAAGCAGACAGGCAAAAGUUUAGAAAUUUGAAUAAAUCUGUGAACCAGACAUACGGAAUUUGCUUAUGAGAAAUUUGUGUGUUUUGACCGUUGGUGCACAUCUGAACAUGUGAAUGAUGAUUUUAACAGCUUGAAAGAGUUGGUUUUAAUUGAAGAAUUCAGAAGGUGCGUCCCUGAUGACAUAAAAACGUAUUUUGAUGGAAAUGAUGCUGCCACUAUGAAGGAAUCUGCUGGAUUAGCAGAUCAGUUUGCUUUAACUCAUAAAGUUAUGUUUACCCUGAAUAACAGCUUCCAAAAGGCACUUGUCAAGUUGUGGGUAAACCUAAUGAGCUCGCCCCAGUGGCCUAUACCUGCAUUCGGUGAACCCUUUUCCAAAGUUAUAGUGGAUUGUGUUGGCCCAUUACCAAAGACUAAAGCUAGCCAUCAGUAUCUGCUAUCUAUUAUGUAUACUGCAUCCAGAUUCCCAGAGGCAAUACCUCUCAGAAAUAUUAAAGCUAAAACUGUGGCGAAGGCUCUUACCAAGAUUUUCACAUUAUUCAAUUUGCCUAAAGAUAUCCAGUCUGAUCAAGGAUGUAAUUUUACAUCUGGAUUAUUCCAGCAGGUAGUUUCUGAACUGGGAGCAAACCAAAUUGCGUCAUCUGCGUACCAUACAGAAUCACAAGGGGCUUUAGGUAGAUUUCAUUCUACCCUCAAAUCAAUGAUUAAGACAUAUUGUGUUGAAAAUGGAAAAGACUGGGAUGAAGGAAUACAUUUGCUUUUGUCCACAGAAAUAGAGUCAGUACAGGAAUCGCUGGGCUUUACUCCUUUUGAACUUGUAUUUGGUCGCAGUGUGCCCUUUGACCUUGUUAAAGGAACAGUGGAUUGAUGGGGAUGUACAUGUUAACUCGUUAGACUAUGUUUUGAAGUUCAAAAAUAAACUACACCAAACCUGUAGUCUAGCGAGACAAAACUUAAAGAUUUCUCAAAACAAAAUGAAAUGUUAGUUUGAUAAGCAGGGUUGCGAAAGAAAAUAUCGGGUGGGGGAUAAGGUGCUUGCCUUAUGUUGAUGAGUCCAUUUCAGGUGAAAUUCAAUAGACCGUAUGAAAUAGUCUCUCAAUUUAAUGAUGUGAAUUAUGUUAUUACAACACAAGACCGAAGUAAACUAACACAGCUGGUACACAUAAAUAUUGAUAAAGCCUUAUUUUGAGAAUGAAACAAUUGACUCGUCUGAGACUUUUCACAAGCCAAACAUGGUCCCAGUUAGACUAAUGAACUCGGUUUUUCCAGAAAACAUUGAUAACGAGUUGGCUCAUCUGCAGCCAAAGCAACAACAGCUGAAGGAAUUAAUUCUGAAGUUUAAAGAUUUAUUUCCCGAUGUUCCCAAUCAAACCACGGUCGCAGUACAUGAUGUAGAUGUUGGUCAAGGCAAACUGAUUAAACAACACCAAUAUUGCAUGAACGUAGAAAAGUGUGAUUUGGCUGACCAGGGAAUUGAGUAUGUGCUGGAGAAUGGUAUUAUCAGGCCUUCAAAAUGAGAUUGGAGUCAUCCUGCAUUAUUGUGCACAAACCUGAUGGUAGUGUUAGAUUUUGCACUGAUUAUAGAAAGGUAAAUGCAGUAACAAAAACAGAUGCCUAUCCUAUCCCUAGAGUGGAUUAUUGCAUCGAUAAGGCUGGAAAAGCUAAUUUCUUACAAAGAUUGAUCUGUUGACAGGGUAUUGGUGUGUUCCAUUGACGGACAGACAUAGAGAAAUUUCUGCAUUUGUGACACCAUCUGGGUUGUAUGAAUACAAUGUUUUGCGUUUUGGAAGGAAACAUGCUCCAGGAACAUCCCAGAGAAUGAUGGAUUUUGUAAUUUGAGGGUUAGAACACACAGAUACCUAUAUUGAUGACUUAGUUACAGGGAGUGGCACUUGGGAAGAGCAUAUCUCUGCAGUAGAAAAGCUGUUUGACAGGCUUUCCUAGGACAACCUUACAGUUAACUUGGCUAAGAGUGAAUUUGGCCAUGCCAGUGUGACCUGUCUUGGCUAUGUUGUAGGUCAAAGCAAGUAGGCUCCUGUUCGGGCAAAAGUCCAGACAAUUUUGCAAGUUCCUAUUCUGACUGCUAAGAAGGUUCUCAGAAGGUUUCUGGGAAUGGAUGGAUAUUAUCGUAAGAACUCUGCUGCUAUCGCUCUUCCUCUGACCAAUCUCCUGAAGAAGGGUGAAAAGUUUGUUUGGACCGAGCCUUGUCAGAAGGCAUUUGAUUGAUUGUUAUCAGUAUUUCAGAUUAGGCCAAUCAAUGUAGUGCUGACAGCAAAUUUAAAUAGCAGAUUGGAGCUGUGGGUGGCAACACAAGUCAUGGGUGCACAGAGAGUAAAGGAGGGGGUCAAAGAGACAACCCUGUGGGGUAUGUGUGCUGAGGGUCAGAGAGACAGAGGAGAUGGAGCCCACUCUUACCACCUGCCGGCGAUCUGACAGGAAGUCCAGGAUCCAGCUACACAAGGCAGGGUGAAGGCCGAGGUCUCUGAGCUCCAUGUCGAUACUUCACGCCUUUGUAUGGCUACUGCUCUGCCCAUGACUGCAAGGAACUGCAGAGAACUUUGGAGAGCAGAGAACAUCAGAGAAACAAGCCUCCCCUCCAUGGAUUCUUCCUACACUUGCCCUCCCUCGGAAAAGCAGGCCAUGUACUCAAAGUACCUCACAACCUGGACAUUCUUGCUGCAAACCCGCUCCCCCAUCGGGGAAGAGAUACAAAAGCCUUAAAGUGCGUAACUCCAGGCUGAAGGAUGGCUUCCUGUCUGUGGUUAUAAGCCAAAUGAAUAAUAAAAUAGACUCGUCCUCACAAUGUAACUCGAUGUGACCCUGCACCAUAUGUCUAUCUGCACUGCUCUUUCUCUGCAGCCACAAUGCUUUGUUACAGUGAUUAUUGCUUUGUCCUAUAUCAGCUCAAUGUACUUUUGAAAUGUAUCCAUCUGUGUGGAUGGUACGUCAGGCAAGAUUCUCACUGCAGCUCAGUACAUGAUGAUAAUAAACAAAUUCCCCAUUUUAAUUGUGUGGAAAUAUUAGACAGACUGAGCUUCUGCUCUGGAACCACAGAAGGAAACUGACCUGUUGUCAUUUCUGUGGAAUGCAAAUAUAUGGAAAAGGCUUCAAUCUCACAUUACGAUCUGCGGUAACUGGGAUCAGGUGACCGGUGGUGGGUCUCCCAUAUCAAUAUCAGAAUCAGGUUUAAUAGCACCGGCAUGUGUCAUGAAAUUUGUUGUUGCUGCGGUAGU
Messenger RNA from Hypanus sabinus (Atlantic stingray), 7049 nucleotides. Its product is annotated as zinc finger protein 229-like. The transcript is spliced from 2 exons. The coding region runs from base 435 to 1742 and encodes 435 amino acids. Gene Ontology annotation, molecular function: RNA polymerase II cis-regulatory region sequence-specific DNA binding; DNA-binding transcription activator activity, RNA polymerase II-specific. Lineage: Eukaryota; Metazoa; Chordata; Chondrichthyes; Myliobatiformes; Dasyatidae. Gene Ontology annotation, biological process: regulation of transcription by RNA polymerase II. Gene Ontology annotation, cellular component: nucleus. The record is from RefSeq and is a predicted model, not a curated record.